This is a messenger RNA of Klebsormidium nitens, 5025 nucleotides long. The record is from the annotation of a GenBank genome assembly. Lineage: Eukaryota; Viridiplantae; Streptophyta; Klebsormidiophyceae; Klebsormidiales; Klebsormidiaceae.
GCUCAUGGAUGCUCACCUCGGCUUAGCUGGAAGCCCAGCUCAGCUCAGCUCAACAGCUCAGCACUAGGUAGGACUAAGAUCUAAGUUCUUAGCUCGAACCACACUGGACCAUCCACUUCAUGCAUUCAGAACACUGACCUCAACACUUUGGUCCAAGAUUCUCUGGAUGGGUGCCCCACAUCCCACUGCCACCUGUCGCGCCAAAAAAAGAGGUCUGCUCUGAGCCGCUCAGGCGGAACAAGAACCGAUCCAUCAGCAAGGUUGCUGCCGUGCUUACAAUGGCACCCAAUCCUGAGAAUCCAUGAGUGGUAGAUUGGCCUGUAGCACCAUUCUUCCGGAGUUUCUCCAUUCUCCUCCUCCAUUUCUCCGCAAUGUUUCAAUCCACAAAUCAACGUCCUAGCAAAGUCCGCAAAUUGAGGCACCCAGUAAAGAUUUCCUUGCCCCGAUCGAAAUGCACAUCGUUGACCAAGGAGCUCGCAAAUUCAGCAUUGGGUGAAACUUGAGCAGCAGUCGGUGGUGGUUUUGGAAAUGUGACGGUGGAACCUGUAGAUCAGUAGCUGACACCAUCAGAAUGAGUCUGCAUUGAGGCAGGGAAAGGAGACUGCACGAACUGCGCUGCAAUCAUGAAGAAACUCUUCACCAUCGAUGCGUCACAAAAUGGAAGGGGCUCCGUUGCCUUCACCUGGAGUCCAAGAGGCACUCAUUUGGCGGUGGCUGGAACCCAGCGGAGGGUCUGCAUCUACCUUCGCUCCGGCCAGCUCUACGAUGAGAUUCUGCUUCCGGAACCGGAUGGCAAGAUCAGCUCCUCAGAGGCGGACCUCUCGUGCUGCAUAACACUGGCAUGGGAUGCACCGGGGGACACACUGGCGAUUUUGCAGAGAGGAGGGUACUCAAUCCUGCUGUAUGCGCCGGCGACGAAGGAACGCACCAAAGUGGAGACCGGGAUGAAAGAGCUGACGUUCCUCAGUUGGGCCAAGAGCGGGCCGGUCCUGGCGGUGGGUACCGCCAAGGGCAAUCUGCUGCUCUACAACCAGGCGCUGGGGAAGAGGAUCCCCAUCAUGGGCAAGCACACAAAGCGCAUCACGUGCGGCGCGUGGAGCGCGGGCAACCGGCUGGCCCUCGGUUCGGACGACCGGCGAGUGUCCGUCAGCACGGACGCCGGGGACACCAUCAAAGAGCUGUCAAUGAAGUCGGAGCCUGUGGAGGUGACGUUUGCGGACAUGAAAGACGACAGCGGAGCAAGCGGGCCCAAAAUGGAAAAUACGGUGUGCGUCAACGUGGGCCGCAAAACCCUGUACCUCUACCGCCUGAGUGAUAAGGAGGGCGACAAGCCGACCACACCUUUAGAACUCGCCUUUCAGGACGUGUACGGGCAGAUCCUGUGCCACCGCUGGUUCGGGGACGGGUACGUGCUGCUCGGUUUCAGCACGGGCCACAUCGUGAUCGUGUCAACGCACACCAAGGAACUCAGCGAGGAGGUGCACUCAGCCAAGAUUCUCAAGGACGGGGUAUCAGACGUGGCUUACUGCGCGGCGCUAGACCGCGUGGCAACCUGCGGAGGCAACACGGUGAAGUUUGUGGACCUGAGAGGGUUGGAGUUCAAGGAGAUUAAGUCCGACCAGCUGACGCUCGACGCGGGCGCAAAGUGCGCGCGCGUGCAGUGGACGCGCGACGGCCAGGUCUUGACGGUCGCCACAAAAGACGGGGAGCUGCACGGGUUUCUGGCGACCCUGCCAGCCGUGUGCGCGAGCUGGGACGCGCGCGUCGCGCACCUGACGUCACUGCAGGAGCUCUCCGUCGAGGACACACUGGGCCAGGGCAUCGCGCUGCGCGUCGAGCUGUUCGCGGAGCCGGCCGCGUGCGCGCUCGGCCCGCUGCACUGCGCGGCCGCGGCCGCGAACCAGGCCUGGUUUUACCACCUACCGGGCGACGGGUUGGCGUCGCCCAGCAUGCUGGAAAGUCACAAAGAGUACUCGGGGGACGUCCAGGAGAUCCGGCUCAAUAGUCGGUUCGCGGCAGUUCUCGUGAACGGCCGCAUUGAGUUGCACACGCUGAGCAGCCCCGGGGAAACGCCAACCGACCCGGAAGAGGCUCCUCCGCCGCACUUCACCCUCCCGGAAGGCGACCAAGUGGGCACAGACACAAUAACCACUGUCGCCCUCACAGAGGCGUCUCUCAUCUGCGCAACCUCGGGGGGGGAAGUACUAUACUACUUUCUCGACCCCCAUACCGGGCCGGCAUUGAUAAACGAAUGCAAGCACCCGGGGGGGAAAAUCCACAGGCUCUCCUCCAACCCGCUCGGGACACGUGUCGCGCUGCUGGAUGGCCACGGGGCCGUCGUUCUGUACAACCCGGUCACGGACGAAGCGCUCCCGGUACCAACCGGACAGAACGUUGAAGCGGUUCUUUGGGAUUUGUGCGACCCCGGGGUGUUCUUCGUCGUCGAACCGGGCCAGAUUGUCUGCCACGUGUACUCCCCGGUAACGGUCUCUAGUCCAACGAUAACGGUAGUCGGCGCGACGCCGCGGCCGCUCGGUCACUGCCCGAUUACCGUCUACCACGGGGUGGUCACGUGCCUGGUGCAGGGCGGGGGUUUGGAGGGGUUUACGCUAACGAGCCACACCCGGUUACAGGGAACGGAAGCCCGGUUUGCGGAAGCCGGGGCGGAGCGUUUCGAACAGAAUCUCGCGCUUUUGAGGCUCAAGCCGGCGUUCAUGGAGGCGCUCCUGCUCAAGAAACAAGACGCGUGGGAGCGGCUCGCGCGCGCCGCCCUGCGCGAGCUCGACGUCGACCUGGCCGCGCGCGCGUUCCGCCAGCUGGGCGACGCGGGGAUGGUCCAGAGCCUGCUCGGAAUCGCCCACGUGGAGGAAAUUCAUUUGCUGGCGGGGCACGUGCUGCUUUUGCUGGGCGAAGACUACGACGCGGCGCAGGAGCGCUUUCUGCAGUCCUCGCGCCCGAUCGCGGCGCUGGAGAUGCGGAAGGACCUGCGGCAGUGGGACCAGGCCCUCAAAUUGGCCCGCCAGCUGGACCCCUCGUCCGUCGGCGACAUCAGCCGCGAAUACGCGCAGCUCCUCGAAAUGAGGGGGGAGUUCCAGCCCGCCCUGGACUACUACAACCAGGCCCUCGCUUCGGCCACAAACGACGACGAGAAGCGCGCGAGCGCGCGCGCGGGAGUCGCGCGCGUCACCAUCCAGCUAGGAGACGUCAGGCGCGGCCGCCAGCUGGCCCUCGAGUGCGCGAGCGCGCAGCUGUGCCGCGAGUGCGCGGCGAUCCUGGAGGGGAUGAAUCACAUGCAGGACGCUGCUGAGCUGUACGAGCGCGGCGGCCAAGAGGAGAAGGCCGCGAGCAUCUACAUCGCGACGCGGAACUUCGCGGCCGCGCAGCCGCUGCUCGCGCGCAUCUCCGCGCCCAAGCUGCACCUACAGUAUGCCAAAGCAAAGGAAGCCGAUGGCAAGUUCGACGCGGCCGCGGCCGCGUACGAGGCCGCGGGCGAGAUGGACCACAUGGUGCGCCUGCUCCUGGGGCCGCUCCAAAACCCCCAGAAAGGGUUCGCGAUCGCGCGGGGGACGCGAUCGGCCGACGCGGCCGCGAUGGCGGCGAAGCACUGCCUGAUGAGCGGGAACUAUGCGGAGGCCGUGGAGUUUCUCGUGCUGUCAAAGCGGCCCGAGGAGGCGUUCGAGCUCGCGCAGACGCACGACACGAUGGACGCGUACGCAGCGCUCGUGGCCGACGGCGCGGCGCCCGACGGAACCCUGCGCCUCGCCAAGUACUACGAGAGCCGAACGGCCUUUGGCAAAGCGGCGCGCUUUUACGACAAGUGUGGGCAGGCGAAGCAGGCGCUGAGGCUGUAUCUGCGGAGCGGGGCUGAGGGCGACAUCGAACAGGCGAUCGAGAUGGUUGGUCGCCGCAAGGACGACGAGCUGACGGGGCAGCUGGUUGACUACUUGGUGGAAGGCGCCGAGCAGACGCUGAAGAACCACAACCUGCUUUUCAAGCUGCACCUGGAGCUCGGGGACUUCGUCCAGGCGGCCAAAAUGGCCGUGCUCAUAGCGCGGCAGGAGCAGGAGGCCGGCAACUACAAGGUCGCCCACACGCAGCUGCUGCAGACUUUCUUAGAGCUGCAGAGUCACGGCCGGCGGCCCCCUUCGGAGCUCAGCCGCCAAUUGAUGCUGCUGCACUCGUACGUGCUGGUCAAGACGCUGGUGAAACUGGGCGACCACGAGUCCGCCGCGCGCAUGCUGAUCCGCGUGUCGCGCAACAUCUCCAAGUUCCCCGCGCACGUGGUGCCCAUCCUCACCUCCACCGUCAUCGAGUGCCAGCGCUCAGGGCUGCGCAACACCGCCUUCGAAUACGCGUCCAUGUUAAUGCGCCCCGAGUACCGGGCCUCCAUUGCGGCCGCGUACAAGAAGAAGAUCGAGGACGUGGUGCGCCGGCGCGAGCGCGGCGACGAGGCCGACGAGCCCGCGGCCGCGUGCCCGCACUGCGCGGCCGCGAUCCCGGCGACGCAGCUCGAGUGCCCCUCGUGCAAGAACAGCCUCCCGUACUGCGUCGCCACGGGGCGCCACAUGGUGCUCGGGGAUUGGACCACGUGUCCCGAGUGCACGUUCCCCGCGCUUGCGAGCGAACUCACCAAGGUGCUGGAGCUGGACGGCUGCUGUCCGAUGUGUUCCGCGCGGCUGGAUCCGUCCGCGCUGCAACUGUUGGCCAAUCCUCUGGCGGGCCUCAGGAAGAAUGCCUGACGCCCCGUGACGUCAGGAUGUCUUGUAAGUUGGCUGCUUCCUGUUGGAUAGGCGCACAGCGGGGAAGCGCAGUCACAUUCCAAAUCCUUCUCUUCAGGUGGGUUGCUUCCCGGGGAAUACUUGCGGAGCGCGAUCUUGUCACUUUGUUGUACGUAAAUAAGCGGUGAUCCAGCGAAGAUGCAUGCUUUUGGCCCAGAAAAAGUGCGAUGAGCGGGUUCGUAAGUCGGUCUGAGUUCCCGUUGAUCCUGCCGGCCCGAUAUCCUCAUGCUCUGCAUACAGUUUGGAG